CACAUCAGACUGGCGGUAAGCCCGCCUCUGAGCAUCGGAAGACCCGCCUCUUCCCUAAGGUUAAGAGAGGAAGGAGGGUCAGGUGGUGACGUAACUUUCCGCUUUAGGUGGCCUUCCGCUUGGGCGGCUGUGGGGUAGGGGCUCCGAAACAUUAAGUGGGGCUCUCUAAUCCCUGGGCUUUCGAAAGUGCCAUGAGGUCGGUUAGCUACGUGCAGCGCGUGGCACUGGAGUUUAGCGGGAGCCUCUUCCCGCACGCAAUCUGCCUCGGAGACGUCGACAACGACACGUUAAAUGAGCUUGUGGUAGGAGACACCAGCGGGAAGCUUUCUGUGUAUAAGAAUGAUGACAGCCGGCCAUGGCUUACCUGUUCCUGCCAGGGAAUGCUGACUUGUGUUGGGGUUGGAGAUGUAUGUAAUAAAGGAAAGAAUCUGCUGGUGGCAGUGAGUGCUGAAGGCUGGUUUCAUUUGUUUGACCUGACACCUGCCAAGAUCCUGGAUGCUUCUGGGCACCAUGAUGCACUAAUGGGGGAGGAGCAACGUCCAGUCUUCAAACAGCAUAUCCCUGCCAACACCAAGGUCAUGCUGAUCAGCGACAUCGAUGGAGAUGGGCUUUGUGAACUGGUGGUGGGCUACACGGACCGUGUGGUACGGGCUUUCCGCUGGGAAGAGCUGGGUGAGGGCCCUGAACACCUGACAGGGCAGCUGAUAUCCCUCAAGAAAUGGACACUGGAGGGUCAGGUGGACAGCCUCUCAGUGACUCCAGGGCCUUUGGGUGUUCCUGAACUGAUGGUUUCUCAGCCAGGCUGUGCUUAUGCAAUUCUACUGUGUACCUGGAACACGGACACUACGUCUCCUCCUGCCUUUGAGGGAGCCACAGAGGGCAGUAGGGAGACCCCAGCUGCCCGAGAUGUGGUAUUACAUCAGACGUCUGGCCGGAUCCACAACAAGAAUGUCUCUACUCACCUAAUUGGCAACAUCAAACAAGGCCAUGGCCCUGAGAGUGGUGGCUCUGGCCUCUUUGCUCUGUGCACUCUGGAUGGGACACUGAAGCUCAUGGAGGAAGCAGAUAAGCUCCUGUGGUCAGUGCAGGUGGAUCAUCAGCUUUUUGCCCUGGAGAAAUUAGAUGUUACGGGCAAUGGACACGAGGAGGUAGUUGCAUGUGCCUGGGAUGGACAGACAUAUAUUAUUGAUCACAACCGCACUGUCGUCCGCUUCCAAGUGGAUGAAAAUAUCCGUGCCUUCUGUGCAGGCCUGUAUGCCUGCAAAGAAGGCCGCAACAGCCCCUGCCUUGUGUACGUCACGUUCAACCAGAAGAUCUAUGUGUACUGGGAGGUGCAGCUGGAGCGGAUGGAGUCCACUAACCUGCUGAAAGUGCUAGAGGCUGAGCCAGAUUACUGUAGCCUGCUGCAGGAGCUGGGCGUGGAUCCUGACGACCUCCCUGCAGUCCGUGCCCUGCUUCACCAAACCCUCUACCACCCAGGCCAGCCAGCACAGUAUGCUCCCUCAAGCCUUCAGGAUCCUACCUAGCUGGACCUGCCCUCAUGACUGGUGAAGGACUCGUCUGAGCCCCACUCUACCCCCCCAACAGUGUCCAUGGUUUUGGCAAGAUGGGGGAGACAUAUCAAAGAGGAGCAAGAUUUGACUCUGGGCAUAAAAGAUAGUGGCAACCCUAAGGUGACUACAAACUAUAGACCCUGCAGUCUUUUUGGUGAAAGAAGGCACAGAUUGACCCGCUGCCCAUUUCCUCACGGACCUCACCUGUCACAUAUCAGCAGGGUCAUAGGACCCUGGCCUUGCUCCAAAUUAUCUGAGGUGUGCUAUCCCCUCUCCCAAGCUUCCCAGUCUCACUGUGUAGAAAAUGUUGUGAGGAGGGAGUUCAAAUCUUUUGCAUGGCCCCAACACCCUAAAGAAAUCAGGCUUUGGGCUUAGGGUAGCAGUGGAGGUAAGGUCUCCAUCCACCCUAAGCUCCAUCUUUCCUGACACAACUCCAAGUCAUUGACAUCAAUAAUAAUUACAGGAAUGAGGGCCAGGCAUGGUGGCUUACACCUGUAAUCCUAGAACUCUGGGAGGCCGAGGCAGGUGUAUUGCCUGAG
This is a messenger RNA of Otolemur garnettii (small-eared galago), 2092 nucleotides long. It is a transcript of the gene ITFG2, whose product is annotated as integrin alpha FG-GAP repeat containing 2. Gene Ontology annotation, molecular function: protein binding. Gene Ontology annotation, cellular component: KICSTOR complex. The transcript has 12 exons. Bases 192 to 1526 code for a protein of 444 amino acids. The record is from RefSeq and is a predicted model, not a curated record. Gene Ontology annotation, biological process: regulation of TOR signaling. NCBI's taxonomy places the organism in Eukaryota, Metazoa, Chordata, Mammalia, Primates, Galagidae.